Messenger RNA from Morchella importuna, 1377 nucleotides. RefSeq lists its product as uncharacterized. The record is from RefSeq and is a predicted model, not a curated record. The transcript has 2 exons. NCBI's taxonomy places the organism in Eukaryota, Fungi, Ascomycota, Pezizomycetes, Pezizales, Morchellaceae. The coding region runs from base 1 to 1377 and encodes 458 amino acids.
AUGUCUCAGCCUUACCCCCCUCUCCUGACACCUCCACAUUGCGCCACGCCGCCUCCACUAUUAUCCUCCAGGGUCAAUGAGAAAAGCGACUUCAAUAUAUAUGAAGAUAUUGAAUCAAAACCGCAUGUGUGGGAAGAGCCGGUUGUCGAGAAACCCGACUGGGAUGGCAAUACUAUGGGACGAUUCCUAGAGUUUCUCCAUACAGGGGACUACCGACAUCCUGAGCCGAGCUCUGAGUUAGAGGUUAUCCCAGAAAGCGAGGGUGUGCUAUUAGUGCACGCAAAACUAUACCUACUCGCACGUUACAAGAAUCUUACUGCAUUGCAAUCGUUAGCAGUGAGCCGGCUAAGAACGGCACUUGGCCUGAUUUCUAUAUCAGAAAGGACAGCCAAAAAAGUGAUAGAGCUACUGCAGUACAUCCACUCUCGUACGAGUCCCCAGGAGCCCGCGAGGGAGCUUGUGGUGGGAUAUGUAGCGGGGAACUUCAGAACCCUCAAGGCUGUGAGCGGCCGGGAGAUGAAGUUGCUGCUAUGUGGAGGCGGUGAUCUAGCGGUUGAGUUAAUGCACAAGAUGGUUACGAGACAAUGUGGGUCUGAAAAUGGCUUUGGCGGGAACAUGGCUACUAUACUCGAGAGGGUUGAGAGGGGAGGCAGGAGAAAUGGAGAUAUUGAAAGCGGCUUGAAAGUGCUACAUGUUGAGGAAGCGCCGCGGUUGGAUGCUCCAAGCGCUGAAUCUCUGGUAGUUGUGGUUGACAAGGGCGAAACUAGCGAAGAUCUUAAAGACAGGACGACUGAGUUGAAGGUCUGCCACAUGGUCAACAAGGAGCAACCCAUCCCACAAAACGAGGUGGUGGAGGAGGAGGAGGAGGAGGAGGAGGAGGAGGAAGAGUGUGGUGGUAUUGAAGAUACAAGUGCAGUAGUGCAGGAUAGCCUCGCGGAAGGUUCCUUAGAAGAUAAGAAGGGAUUUACUACCGGGACUGAAAGGUUUGAGGCGAGCAGUAAUGGUGCCAAAAACGUGGAGAGUGAGUUGAUGGGUGAUGAUCCAAGCGUCAACGAAGAUCUGGAUCUAGUGACUGAUGUGGCGAUUGAGGAUAUUCAAGAUGUUGAAGGCGGGAAGGCCGGGGACGGGGGGGACAAGGAUGGCAAGGAGGGCAAGGAGGGUGAGGUGAUAGCUGGCCUCGAGGUUGGAACGGAGGAUUUGAGGCCCAUUGAUAGAGCCGAGGCGCCAAAGAAUACUGGAGGGAUUGAGGGUUCGGAGGAUGAAGUAGACCCCUCCGUCAUGAAGAUUCCACAAACAGAUAUCGCCGGGGUCGCCGACCAAGCAAAUAGAACUCAGAUACCGGUAGAACAAGGUGCGGCCGGGGUGGUCGAGUAUUGA